AUGACCCAGCUGAUUCAACAGCAUCAGCAAAGUGAUGAGAAGCAUGAACGCUUCCUCCGUACGAUCGCAUCGUCAAUCAACGUGCAGGUACCACCGAAUCCGGAACAGAUCCUUGACUCUUUGGCCGGCAACAUAAAGGAAUUCCGGUUCGAGGCCGACUCCAACGUGACGUUUGCGGCUUGUACAAGCGAUACGAAAGUUUGGGGGAAGCGGUACGAAAAGCGUGACCGUGAGUCACCGAAACAUCCUUCCAGUGACACCGGCAGGAAACCAAAUUCGCUAUGUUGGUUUUGCGGUGGAUUCCACUACGUUCGGGACUGCAAAUACAAGAACCACAAGUGUUCCGAAUGUGGCCAGUUCGUGCAUCGCGAGGGGUACUGUGCCAGUGCCAAACCCCGAAAAACUGGAAGGAGGCGUAGGAAGCAACCAGUGUCCGCCAAGGUGGUGGUCGUCGAUGUGUGCAGCGUGCAGCAACGACGCAGAUAUGUCUCCGUGGGCUUUUCCGGAACAAAAAUUCGCCUGCAACUCGACCCCGCCUCAGACAUCACCGUCAUUAGCAGGGAGAUUUGGCGGAGCAUUGGCAGUCCUGCGUUAUCGUCAGCAACGGUGAAGGCGAAGACGGCAUCUGGCAGCAUACUAUCGCUCGAUGGGGAGUUCGAGUGCAACGUCACCAUCGGAAGCAGUACACGAAGUGAGCUCAUCCGUGUCACCGAGAAGCAGUUGCAGUUACUCGGAUCCGAUUUGGUCGACAGUUUCAACCUUUGGUCCAUCCCUAUGGACACCUUCUGCUGCCAAGUGUCUGGAACGCCAGUGUCAACAGGUGCACUCAAGUCGUCUUUUCCAGAGGUCUUCAGCGAGAAGCUCGGCUUGUGCACCAGAACAAAAGUUAAGUUGGAGUUGAAAGAAAACGUUCGACCCGUCUUCUGUCCGAAGCGUCCGGUAGCUUACGUUAUGUAUGAUACCAUAGAUCGCGAGCUCGACCGGUUAGAGAAAUUGGACAUCAUCACCCCGGUCGAUAAUUCGGAGUGGGCUGCUCCGAUCGUCGUAGUCCGUAAGUCCAAUGGCUCCAUCAGGAUUUGCGGAGACUGCUCAACGGGUUUGAACGCAGCUCUCCAACCACAGCAGUAUCCACUUCCACUUCCGGACGACAUCUUCGCCAAGCUGGCUAAGUGUAAGAUCUUCAGCCAGAUAGAUUUGUCCGACGCCUUCUUACAGGUGGAAGUUGACGAGCAGUACCGUAGUUUGCUGACGAUCAAUACGCAUCGUGGUCUCUGCCUCUGCAACCGCCUGCCGCCGGGUUUGAAGAUCGCACCUGGCGCAUUUCAGCAGCUCAUCGACACAAUGUUAGCCGGACUGAAGGGCACUUCUGGCUACCUCGACGACGUCAUCGUCGGCGGAGAAACUGAAGAGGAGCACGACCUCAAUCUACGGGGUGUCCUAAAGCGAAUCCAAGAUUUCGGAUUCACGAUUCGUGUUGGCAAGUUUCGCAAGAAGCAAAUCCGAUACUUGGGGUACAUCGUCGACAGUCGCGGGUUGCGACCAGAUCCGGCGAAAAUCGAGGCGAUCACCUAG
Messenger RNA from Toxorhynchites rutilus septentrionalis, 1572 nucleotides. RefSeq lists its product as uncharacterized. The record is from RefSeq and is a predicted model, not a curated record. The transcript has 2 exons. Bases 1 to 1572 code for a protein of 523 amino acids. NCBI's taxonomy places the organism in Eukaryota, Metazoa, Arthropoda, Insecta, Diptera, Culicidae.